Molecule: messenger RNA, 3788 nt
Organism: Betta splendens (Siamese fighting fish)
Lineage: Eukaryota; Metazoa; Chordata; Actinopteri; Anabantiformes; Osphronemidae
Gene: fbln1
Product: fibulin 1
Exons: 15
Coding region: 323-2341 (672 amino acids)
Biological process (GO): extracellular matrix organization
Cellular component (GO): extracellular region
Molecular function (GO): peptidase activator activity; calcium ion binding
Source: RefSeq, a predicted model, not a curated record
AUGGAGAGACGUUCUUCAAGUGUGAAAUCUGAUAACCGGCCAAAGCUACUGCAACCGGAACCGGGUCGGUGCGCGUGACUCUGCGCUGACGUCGGGACGCGGCCUGAUUAGUGGCGGUCGGUGUCUGCGGCCCUGGCCCUGCCCCUCGCUGGGCCGUAAUUACACAUUCCUCCGGUCCCGCUGCAGCUCCAUCACAUUCGCGUCUGUCCCGUUUGAAGCAGCACCGCUGCGCCUUCUCGCAUCCCGCGCACGAUCCAGCACCGGGAACCUCGCGGCGCCGCGUUUCUUUCUUCCAGCCCUUCGCUGAAACCCCUCUCAUCCGAUGCAUCCGCGCGCGCUGCUCCUCUGCUCCCUGCUCGGAGUCCUGCUCGCCCGAGGUGCGGAGCCGCUCUCCGUGUCGGACUGCUGCAAGGACGGGCGGCAGCGCGGCAGCGAGAACCAGGACUGCUCGUCCCUCCCGCUCAUCUCUGAAUCCACCACCUGCAGGAUAGUGCAGGAGCAGUGUUGUGUAAAAGCGCUGGAGGACAACAUGUGCACCACUGGUAUCAACAUGGCUAAAGACCAGGGAGCCUGCGAUUCUCUGCUCGCCAACAGCUGCGAGACCAAGACUACCAAGAUGUGCUGUGACUGCUGCCUCCUGGGGAAAGCGGCCCAGGAGCAGGGCCAGGCCUGCGAUCACAGCCUGUCUGUGGGCCACCAGUGUGGCCUGGUGUAUCACGCCUGCUGUGUGAAGAAGGACAACCAGAGCCCGGCGCAAACUGAACUGCCGAACAAGGAUGGAACUGCGGAAGAUGACAAACCAGCGUUAAAUGAUGAAUGUGAUGGUAAAUGCGCCCAUCAGUGCGUCGGCAGUGGCACGUGUGCCUGUUCUAAAGGCUACAGGCUCAAACCGGACGGGAGGAGCUGUGAGGACAUCAACGAGUGUUUGCUGGGGUCCGGCAACUGUCGGGUCGGCGAGCGCUGCAUCAACACGGAGGGCGCGUUCCGCUGCCAGAGGGAGGUGAGCUGCGGCACGGGCUACGAGCUCACCGACAGCAACCAGUGCAACGACAUCGACGAGUGUGAGGCCGGGUUCCACAACUGCGGCCAAGAGUUUGUGUGCCAAAACACCCAGGGCUCCUUCCGGUGCCUGCCCAAGGUCAACUGCGGGUCCGGCUACAUCCAGGAUGCUCUGGGCAAAUGCAUCGACAUCAACGAGUGCCUCAGCCAGACGGGCCCGUGCCUCCGAGGCCAGGUUUGCAUCAACACCGUGGGCUCCUACAAGUGCCAGCGGAACUCGGUGAACUGCGGCCGCGGCUAUCACCUGAGCGACGACGGCACCCGCUGCGUGGACGUCGACGAAUGCAAAGGGCCCGAAAGCGCGUGCGCCGGUCACGGCUGCGUCAACACCCUGGGCUCCUACCGCUGCGAAUGCGAGCCGGGCUACGUCUUCAACAGCAUCGGCCGGCUGUGCGAGGACAUAAACGAAUGCAGGCACUACCCCGGCCGCCUGUGCGCCCACAAGUGUAACAACGUGCUGGGCUCCUACACCUGCAGCUGCACCACCGGCUUUAAACUGGCCAGCGACGGCAGGAACUGCAACGACCUGAACGAAUGCGAGGACAACCCCUGCAGCCAGGAGUGCGCCAACGUGUACGGCUCCUACCAGUGCUACUGCCGCCGCGGCUACCAGCUGAGCGACAUCGACGGCAUGACCUGCGAAGAUAUCGACGAAUGCGCUCUUCCCACCGGAGGCCACAUCUGCACCUACCGCUGCCACAACAGCCCCGGCAGCUUCCACUGCUCCUGCCCCGCCGCCGGCUACACCCUGGCACCCAAUGGCCGCAGCUGCCAAGACGUGGACGAAUGCGUGACGGGGAGCCACACGUGCACGGAGAAUCAGACCUGCUUCAACAUACAGGGGGGGUUCCGGUGCCUGGCCUUCGAGUGUCCGGACAACUACCGGCGCGCCGGCGAGACCCGAUGCGAACGCUUGCUUUGCACUGAGUCUGUCGAGUGCCCGGCCUUGCCCCUGAGAAUAACCUACCACCACCUCACCUUCCCCACCAACAUCCCCGUCUCCACCAGCAUCUUCCGCAUGGGUCCCUCCAGCACGGUGCAAGGCGACGACGUCCAGAUUCUUAUCACUGCCGGCAACGAGGGGGGCUUCUUUAAGACGGAAAUGCUGCCCGCUGUCGGCCUGAUGUCGGUGGCGAAGCCCUUCGACAAGCCACAGGACUUUGACCUGUCUCUGUUGCUGAAGCUGCGUCGCCACGGCACAGUGACCACAUACCUGGCUAAGGUUCUGGUCUUUAUUACCCACGAGGAGUCCAGGGUCCCCUACAACCCACUGCUAGAAUAAACACGGCCGCUGUGUUCUGUAGGGUACCACACGUUACCACAAACUAGCCAAAACUUCUAGAAAUAAGGAAUACUAUGACAGCGUAGCGUGAUCAUGUAGUCUAGACCAUGGUGUAAUCUAAUUUUAUAGUUUGAUCUAAACAAAAGUGUCAAAAUCUAAAUGCAUGUUGAAUAUGGGAUAUGUAUUAAGACUGGAUGAGAAAUAAAUCGUGCAAUAAACACAAAUAGAAUAAACAUAGAAUAAAUAAAUAUAAAACAAAUCUAAAUUUAAAAGUGCCAAAGCGUUUUAUGGAUUAAAGCCCAACAUUAAGUUUUGCUGUUCAUCACUGUUUCAUGGUGAGACACGAGCCCGGCCGCUAGGUGGCGCUCUAGGGCAGCGCGAACCACAGAAUGGAAAUGGUCCAAAUGCGCCUACAGCUGAAUGUAAUUUGAUGAUAGUUGCAUGAUAAAGUCGGACGUUUUGCAGUAUUUUAUGGUUUAUGUGCUGCAUGAACAGUUUUCUAUUAAAAUUUAAAUAGAAAUAACACAUGUUCAAGUCAAUUCCAGUUCUCGAUAAUGGCACGUUGUGGGGUUUAAUUGGAUGCAGCAAGGGGAGCAGCUGGGAUGUGAAGCCGUGUCAGAGCAGUUCUCCACAGCAGACUCAAUGUUUGUGAAGACAGAAGCCAACAAGGCUCAAAUCAUCUACAUAUAAGACCCCUCAGUUGUUUGUAUUUGCAUACCUAAUAAACGAUCCAAUGAUUUAUAACCUACAGAGUAAAUAUUCCCCAUUGAUAGUAAUAUAAUAAUUAAUAUUCUCUGCCCCAGUCAAAAGCGAGCCAGGCCUUUUAAUGCACUGAUACUCCCACUUCCCAAACAUCAGUUACCUUGAACCACAAAUCCGUCUUUAGCGGCCGUUCCUCUCAUGCACGUCUCUCUGGCUCCUGUUACAGUUCAGGCUGUAAUGUGAAAUGCACAGAUUUCCACUGCAUGCUGUGGGUGCAAACCCCAAAGCAGACAGAUAAUCCCAAUGACGGCUGAGUAAGUGACACACGAUGGGAUGCAGUGGCGACGCUGAGGGGAAAUGUGCACCAGCAGGAGCGAGUAUAAAUAGCCUGACAUGCUGCGAGGCUGCUGCCCGACGACUGCGGCUUAUAAUAACUGUAAAUUCAGAUGUCCCGCGUUCCUGCUGUCCUGAACUGUCAGGCCAGUAAGGAUGCAACUUCUGGUCCCCAGUGGGGAUAUCCUUAAAAUAAGAACACAGUGGCGCACAGGAGGUUUUUUCCUCCCCUUUGACAUUGAGUUAUGGGGCUUUGGGCUCUGGCCGGUGGUCUGAACAAUUUGUGGUGCAGCAACAUCACCGCGCACAGAAUGAAUGAUGCCCUGCAGUGUUUAUGUUGGGGCGUUAUCAAUGUGCAGACUAUAAAUAAUAAUUACCAAAAAAAUAAAAAGCCCGAGGCUUGACCAGAGGA